This is a messenger RNA of Tilletiopsis washingtonensis, 934 nucleotides long. RefSeq names its product ribosomal protein S16. The record is from RefSeq and is a predicted model, not a curated record. Gene Ontology annotation, molecular function: structural constituent of ribosome. Gene Ontology annotation, cellular component: mitochondrial small ribosomal subunit; ribosome. Lineage: Eukaryota; Fungi; Basidiomycota; Exobasidiomycetes; Entylomatales. Gene Ontology annotation, biological process: mitochondrial translation. The transcript is spliced from 2 exons. Bases 16 to 636 code for a protein of 206 amino acids.
CACCUCGCCCGCACCAUGCCCGUGCGUCUGCGCCUCGCCCGCCACGGCGCGCGCAAUGCGCCCUUCUACCACCUCGUCGCCAUUCGCGACUCGGCGCCGCGCGACGCACGCCCCAUCGAGAAGCUCGGCGAGUACGACCCCGUGCCGCGCCUGCGCUCUGCCCUCGGCGCCUCGGCCUCGAGCUCGAGCGCUGCUUCAUCGUCCUCAUCGCACGCGCGCGGCGCCGACGGCGUCUUCACCAGCGGCCUGCCGCGCCCCGAGCAGCUCGUCAAGGAGAAGCGCAUCGAGUGGAACAGCGAGCGCAUCCGCUACUGGCUCGGCGUCGGCGCACAGCCCAGCAAGCCCGUCGCGCGGCUUCUCGACCGCGCCGGCCUGAUCCCGCCGGGCAAGUACUUCAAAGGCAUGCAAGGGCCAGCGCCCGGAGCGCCCGAGGGUGCUGACGCUGCCGGCGUCGGCAGCCAGACGGUCGGCGUGUUGCGAGCCGCCGGCGUAGCCCCGUCUGCGGCUGCCACGCCGCUGCCCGGCUCCGCUGCUGCGGCGCGCGGAGCAGGCGAGGGUGCAGCACGGAGCUCCAGUCCACGAACAGAGGCUCGGCGGGUGGGCCGCGGCGAGGAGACGCACAGCCAGGCGGCAUGAUGGGAAGAGCGAGCAACACGACGAGCAAUCUGCUACUGUGACUAUGCAUUUGAUCUCGCUCCGCUCCCGCUGCUAUGCCUUGGCGCCCAAUCGUGCGGCCAGCCAGUCCAGCCCUUGUGUCACUCUGCGGGCUGAGUGUCAGCGGAGAAGCCAAGCGAGGGUGUGGAGCAGCUGUCCCACGCUCCGCACGCUCCCUCAUGCAGCACUCACCCGUCGCCCGUCAGCGCCGAGCAGGCCUGGAUGUGCCAGUCGGCAUGCCGCAGCUCGGUGAGGCGCAUCGCGGCACUGAUCUCGGCGG